AACAGUACUCGAUAUGACAAAUACUGUGUCGUAAAUCACACAAAUAUUACAAAAUGGAAACUCUACCAGAAAAAGCAACCGACAUUGUGAACAACAUUAUAGCACAAUCCAAUGAACAUACUUCGAGAACUAUAUUUGCAGUUGGUAGUAAAUCAGCGGGUAAAACAACUCUUAUUUCUAACUUUCUCGAAAAAAAUGAAGCACCUCGAGAGACACUUGUGCUAGAAUACUCAUUCGGCAGAAAAUCUGGUCAAAAACAAGGAUUGGAGAAGAUAAUAUGUCAUGUUUGGGAGUAUGGCGGUAAACUGGAACUAUUGAAGAACGUUUUAACCUCUGUCCCUUUGCAAAAUAAAAGCUACUAUAUAGUAAUGUUAGAUUUAAGCAAAAUCAAGACUAUUUGGAAUACAACAGAAGCUUGUGUCAAUUGUUUAAAACAGUAUGUGGAGAAAAGUAGUUCGCAGGAUUUAAUAUUGAUAGGCGGAAAAUAUGACUUAUUCAACAAUUAUGAUAGUGAGAUAAAAAAAAAUAUUUGUACAACUUUAAGAUGCGUGGCGCUAAUUAACAAUGCUCAUUUAAUAUUCUAUUCAUCAAAAGAGCCACAACUAAUGCGAAGAGUGAAGGAAAUGUUACACAAUGCUGCAUUCGGGAAUGGCGUUGUAAUCAAAGAAAAAAAUGUAAACUUCAUCAAACCAUUGGCAAUACCAAAGGGGUUAGAUUCGUGGGAAAGUAUCGGAAUCCCCAAAUCUACGAUGGACCAGGCAAGAUUGCUCCAAGUUAGUCGGGUAUUGUCUUAA
Molecule: messenger RNA, 794 nt
Organism: Papilio xuthus (Asian swallowtail)
Lineage: Eukaryota; Metazoa; Arthropoda; Insecta; Lepidoptera; Papilionidae
Product: cytoplasmic dynein 2 light intermediate chain 1
Exons: 4
Coding region: 54-794 (246 amino acids)
Biological process (GO): intraciliary transport involved in cilium assembly; intraciliary retrograde transport
Cellular component (GO): cytoplasmic dynein complex; axoneme; ciliary basal body
Molecular function (GO): dynein heavy chain binding
Source: RefSeq, a predicted model, not a curated record